UUAUACACCGGAAUUUGUCAAAACGGCAAAGUUAUAUUGGAUUUAUUUCUCUUCGUUAUGUUUAUAUAAGACAAAAACAGAAUAAUUCGAGACGAAAUUUGCACUGUGAACAUGAAAUACUACACAGGAACAAGAAAACGUCGAAGUACAAGGAGUUCCAAGUCUGCCGACACCGGUGGAGGAGAUGGAAGUACCCAAAGUCAGGAAAAGGCAGRCGAAGCAGAAUCACAGGUUCCCAGUGAUGUUGAGAAGAGAAGUCUGAGGAAAAGAGGAAGAAAAAGAACCAGUUCAAACACUCAAGAAGAUAAUUCUAAAGCUAAGAAAGCAAAGCCUGUACAAACUCCAGACACAGAAAAUAUUUUUGAGGAGAAAAGCGAAAGAGUACGCCAAACUAGAAAGACAAGAARAACAGAGAAUAAAACAAAGGAUUUGAGAUCAGGCUCUAAAAAUGACUCAAAUGAAGAAACUGAGCAAGUACUUGUAGAGCAGCAAAAUAAGUCUGCAAGUUCAGGUAGACAUGGAAAGAAAACUACUUCAGCUACAUCRAAAACAAARCCUUCAUCAAGAUCCAAAAAUACCAGCACAGAAAUUGCAGCUACCAAGAAAUUACCAACCAAAGWGAAAGGAAAGUYAAAWAGAAAGUAUUCUUCUGAAAGUGAAGAAGAGGAAACGAUUGCACCAGCAARAGCUAAAACUUCCAAGUCAACUGAUUCAAAAAAUGAAACAACAAUAAAAACUAGAAGAGGCAGGAAAACUGCAAAACCUGGCUCUUCUGAAGGAAAUACUGAACAGCAACCUAAGUCUACGUUGUCAAAAGAGGUCCAGCCAACAAGGAAAAAGGAAACGGAAAAAGAAAAGAAAAAGRAAAAGGAAACGGACAAAGAAUCAGAAAAUGUUUCAAAGACAAUGAAAAGGAGUUCCUCAAGCAGAACAUCAAGAAAGACAAAACGYACCACAAAUUCAACAGCAGAAAUUUCUGAUUCACCUUUUGAAGGWGAAGAGCAGGAGAAGAGCAAUGAAGAUACAACAAAAAGUGAWGAUCUUGCUGUGUUAUCUGAUGGGUCUAAUGGUUGGCAGUCUGACCGAGAAUUUCUUCAGCAACAGGUUAAAAUCCUUAUGACUCCUUUUGAAAUCACCGACUGUCCUGAGUUAGCAAGAACAGGUAACAAGAGACAAAAAGAUAGUCACUUACCACAAGAUGUUAUUUUAAAGUCACUGAGAAAAUUAAACUACAAAGUAGAAGAUGAGCUUUUAAAGACUCUUAACAGACAAGGCCAAAGACGAAUCUUACAGCAAAUGCAUGAAAUAAGAAAUAACUGUCAGGAGUCUUCACAAAAUAUCCAGCCUGAGGAACCAGAAGAUGAUGAAAGUCUGGAAAAAUUAAGGAAAAUGGUGAAGUCUGCAGAAGAAGAAUGGAAUGGAUUGAAGGGAAUCAAGGAAAGAGUCGCAAAACUAGAAGCAUUAAUUAACAAUGUGGAUCCUGAAACACUCUCAAAAGAUAUAAACCAGUCUCUAAAAUUGUCAAAGAAGAUUCAAGACAAGAUUAAARAGGAAGGAACAGCAGAUGGUGCAUUACCAUUCAAUAAUUCUGUUGCAAAAGGUCCCAUCGGGCAUCAAGAAAUUGUUAACAAGUUGUUUCCAAAAUGAAGACAGUUAUGAAAACAAAACAGUGAAAAAAUCAACAACAAAACAAUAGAAAAAAUAAACCAACAAACAAAAACUACAUACGCAUGCUAUUAAAGCAUCCAGCUUGUAUUUAGUUUCUCAAAGAGUUCAGUAUUACAUAAUUCAGCAAAACCUGACAUUUAGUCAACAUUAUAGUCUAAAUAGGUGCUUCACGUUAUUCAUAAGUUAUACAUGAUCUGAUAUYGUAUCCAAGAAAAUUAGUCUCUUGUUAAGAAGUGAAAGAAAUUGUACAAAAGGUCUAAUACUAUUGUACCCUGGUCCGAGAGGUUUGAUAUUUUCUCUCUUUGUUAUUGUUUUUGUCGGCAAGAAGCGCCUUAAUCGGCGCUUCUUGCCGACAAUAAACAAUAGCGAAGAGAGAAAAUAUCAAACCUCUGGGACCAGGGUAAUACUAUUGAAAUCAUCAAGAAGGCACUAUCUUUAUUAGUCUCAAAUAUUGAAACCAGUAUCAURAAUGCCAAACCUUUUUUGUAAUGUUUAGAUUACCAUUUCAGGUUUUGUACAAGAGUUUAAAAUAGUCGCAUUUCAAA
Molecule: messenger RNA, 2213 nt
Organism: Exaiptasia diaphana
Lineage: Eukaryota; Metazoa; Cnidaria; Anthozoa; Actiniaria; Aiptasiidae
Exons: 7
Coding region: 112-1647 (511 amino acids)
Source: RefSeq, a predicted model, not a curated record